UAUUUUGCGCCUUUUGUAUUAUUUGUUCAUAUUUUAUUCAUGAUUUUAAUAUACUAACAAUAAAUUACCAACUUAAUAUCUUCGGAAAUGGGCAGAAUUUGUCCCAUACUACAUCAUCCUCUUAAUGAUGGAGUUUUAAUCGAUGAUGAUGCUAUAAUACAUUUUAUACAUAAAAGGAAUGUAGAUUUUCUACGAACUGAACUUGUGUGCCGGUCAUGUAAACAUGAAGUUACGAAAUUAUACAAUAAAAAAUUAAAAAAAGCACGCAAAUUGCAUGAAUUGCGUAAAACCCGUUUACAUGACGGCUCACUAUCCACAUUUAAAACAAGUCAAGUGUCGUCUGCUGUGUCGGUAACAUUAGACAGUUCUGUAGAAAAUCGCAGAGCCAGCAGUGUUGGAAUACCUUCACCAUACGAACUGAGCGGUAGAACAAGUUCCAUUGAGCGAAAUAACCAUAGUAUAAAUUCUGGUAAAUUUAUAAACACAACACCAGGCAAUGUCAUCUCUGAGAAUCAACAAAAUUCAGCGACUACAUCCGACCGUUCCCUAGAGAAUGGUAGAGAGAGCAUUGUUAGUAUAACAUCAAGUAGCAUUGAGCAAAAUAACCACAAUGGAAAUUCAGCCAAAGUUAUCUCUGAGAAUCAACAAAAUUUAGAGAAAAAUGUGACAAUACGUAAACGAACCAUAAAAGAUUUUUUGAUUGCCAAACCAGUAUCUCUUACAUCAGACUCUUCGAACCAUGAGUCUGAUGUAGUUAGAAGACAUUCCCAACAGCCUUCAACAAGCAAAGUGACGACUACCACUUCUCAGCACGCUGUAAACUCUAAUAAACGUCCCAUAUCCGCUGUUAUUGAUAGUGAUGACGAUGAAAGCCUUAGUUUAAAUGCUGUUAAUGGUAUGCGUCUACCUCAUAUACAGCCUCUUCCACCCAAACGCAAACCAGUUACUUCAAAUUCUUUGGCACGAGAUAUUAUGGAUGAAUACAUAAAGGACGUUACCGGGGGUUGAUCGAUUUAUUUAUUAUUAUUUUUUGUUUAAACUUAUAUUUUAAAGUUAAAGUGUGUGUUAAAUGAAUUAUAUGAACAAUUAUUAUUUUAGUUAUUAAAAAUGUUUUAAGAAAUAGUCAUUGUUUUGAGACAAA
Molecule: messenger RNA, 1141 nt
Organism: Calliphora vicina (urban bluebottle blowfly)
Lineage: Eukaryota; Metazoa; Arthropoda; Insecta; Diptera; Calliphoridae
Exons: 3
Coding region: 88-1008 (306 amino acids)
Source: RefSeq, a predicted model, not a curated record